ACAGACAGUUAUGGAGGUUUGUUCUGACACAACAGACGGGCAGCAGAGAGCUGUGGAUGGACAGAUUCUGAAAGAGCUGUGGAGACAAGUGAGAAAGAGGAGAAAGAGAGAGCAGACUAACUCAACAGACUGUAAGGGGAGCAAGGUAGGCUGCUGUCUGUUUCUUUCUCUUAAUCCCUAAAUCUUCUGUAAUCAGGAUGAGAGGGAGAGAGCAUGUUGCCUGACUUAGGACGACGGAGUCUAUGUUGGGACCUGGAUGGAUUGCUGGCUGAGGAGGCAGCCUUACUGGCCAGUAGGAGAGAUGGAGGGAGGGGGAAGGCAGGAGCUGGAGGCAGUUUGGGAAACAUAAACUUAACCAGUUUCUAACAAGAGCCAACAGGAAGGGUGGAAGUCAAAUAUAAGAGGAUGGUUUAACCACCAAGAGCAAUUUCAAAAAGAGAGAGGAAAAAUAAAGAGAAGAGGACCAACAAUCUCUGGAUUGUUUUAGGGUGAGACUUUUGACUAUUACUAUUUGUUCUUUUUUACUUCGGCACAAAUGGAUAUAUUUCUUUUACAUCUUCUCUCCACAGUUUAGAGACGCAACAGAGACAAGAUUCGCAGGAAGACACUUGACUGGAUUGUAGGAUGUUGCUCAGCACUUCUAGUGAGGCCACCGCGGCAGAGUAAAAGUCGGAGCGUUCCAUGUUUGUGCAGAAGGAAGAAGAAGAGAGAAAAUAUGUGGGCAGUGCACGACAGACCUGACACCCAGGAAUGAUGACAGGAAGAGUGCGGGGUCCAAUGUCCACUGCAAACGACGACCCCCACCUGGGCGCAGGCCCAUCGCACGACUCGGAGAUCCUCCUGGAUGAUUCUGACUCGUGGAGUGUGCUUUCUGACGACUCAGUGCUUCCCGAAUAUGAAAGGGAUGAAAAUCAUACAGAGCCAGCGAAAAAGCUGUACGAGGCCUGUGCCAGGAAUGACCCAGCGUCCCUGCGCAGGAUCCUGGAGAGAGGAGUCACAAAAGAAGAGGCCAUGGAGCUGGACAUCAAUGGCAGGACUGGACUGACGUUGGCUGUGGCUAAGGGUUACGUCGAUAUUGUCACAAUGCUGCAUACGUGUCCAUUAAUAGACAUUAACCACCAAGACAGGGAUGGCAAUACUGCCCUCAUGAUUGCUGCCCAGGCGGGCUUCAUCACCAUUCUGAACUACAUCCUGAACUACUACUCUGGCGUGGACACUGAGGUCAGGGAUCCCCGUGGCUUCACUGCGCUCAUCAAGGCAGGCCUGCAGGGCAGAGAGGACUGUGUGUCUGCCCUGCUAAUGCAUGGAGCUGAUGCCAAUGCAAUGGACCUGGUCCAAGGGAGAGGACUGAGGGAUUGGGUCCUUAGGACAGGAAGGUUUGAAACUCUGAACAGACUACGCCGCCUGCAGGCUCAUCCUAUUGCUGAGCAGUUCUGUGAAAGCUACAUUCCUGAAUGGCCUGAUCUGAAGCAACUGGUGGCAAAGGCCACCGCCCCGAAAACAGAAGGUCAGAAACUGAGGCAGUGUAUAAAAGACAGUCUCACUUUCAGCUUCCAUUACGACCCACAAGACAAUGGGGUCAUGGACCACAUGGUGCGAAUGACCACAGGCAUCCACAGCCCUCUGAUAUCCACUGGCUGCCGUCCUCUCUGUCCCACCAGCCCACCAGAGAUUGGCAAGCGACGGUUUGCCGUUACUGAACUGCUUGAAAAGCACAGCAGCAAGGACCUGGAGGAGAGCACGGUAUCGCACAGUAAUGGCUCCAUCACCUCAGCCUCUCCCACUUCUGAGUCAGCCACCUCCGUAUCUCUGACCUCCUGCUGCCAGGACUCAGACUGCAGGGAGAUCAUGCCAUCAGGUGGCAUGAGAAGCUUCAUUCCCCUCAGCAUGGCACACAGGAACAGCAUCUUCCCCUCGGGCUGUAUUCCUAAGAUUGAAGUGACAAAAUCUGGGGAGCCCACUCCGAAGAAAGAGAAAAAGAAUAAAAGACAGAAGGGCUACCUGGAGCCUCCUGUGUGGAAGUACAAGGAAGCAAAGGAAGAGAAAAAGAGAGAGAAGAGACAACAGGAAAAGGAAAAAGAGCAAGCUAAUAAGUCUAAGGGGUCCAAACAUUCAGCAAGUCAAAAAUAAGGCAGCAUUACAUUUUCCAUAGAUACAUUUUUUAUGAUCAUUUCACAUGUGAGAGAUGAGUACAGUGACUAUAAAGCCAGAUGUAACAUGGGGGGGGAAAAACUACUUUGGCCGUGCACUAUUGACAAUUAAAAUCCACUGAUGGAUUUAUACUUUGACUUCAGAUGAACAGGAGAAAAAAUGGAGCAACUUGAAUUUGAUGUGAUGCAAUUUUAACAAUAUUUGGAAAGCUAAAAAAGGGAUAUGUGAAUAUUCCUUAUUCCAGCCUCUGGUUGAUGGAUAGACAAAGUAACAUGUGACAUUAUACUUGUUGCAGAAACCUGCAUUUCAUGAUUUUAUUUUUGAAAACAUACAUUUGUGAGGGGCUAUACGGUGGUGUAGUGGUUAGCACAUUCGCCUCACAGCAAGAAGGUUCUGGGUCCGAAUCCCGGUUCCAACCAACCAGG
Scophthalmus maximus (turbot) is the source of this 2576-nucleotide messenger RNA. RefSeq names its product ankyrin repeat domain 33Aa (gene ankrd33aa). Gene Ontology annotation, molecular function: protein binding. The record is from RefSeq and is a predicted model, not a curated record. Lineage: Eukaryota; Metazoa; Chordata; Actinopteri; Pleuronectiformes; Scophthalmidae. The transcript has 5 exons. The coding region runs from base 751 to 2130 and encodes 459 amino acids.